CAUCAUCAUCCAAAAAUACAGCUUCUCCUUCUUCUUCUUCUUCUCCUUCAUUGUCUCUCUCCCUCUCCCUCUCCCUCUCCUGUGUGGAGCCCAAACGGGUCCUCUGCUUUGCUGGCGUCCGAGCUUCAUCCAUGGCUGCUCUUUAAUGGCCUUUGUCCUCUGAGAGAGACCGCUGCUUCUGCCUUCACUUGCCCCAAUCAACAGAUACUCUCUCUCUCUCUCUCUCUCUCUCUCUCGCUUUGACAUCUCCUUUUCACUUCUUUCUCUCUCUCUCUCAUCUAUGUCUGCUCUUCCAUCAUCUCAUCAUCUCCACAGAAGAAGAGAGAGAGAAGAAGAAAAAUAUACAAUCCAAACCGACUCCAAUCCCCUUGAUUUGAUGGAUCCACAGAUCUAGCCAGCUCCUUCCCUUCAGAUCUCUUCCGUCGUCGUCUUCUUCUUCUUCUUCUUCUUCAAUUAUAAAGGUCAAAAGAUUCUUUCCCUACCUUACCCACUCUACUAAUAUAUGACGUAUCUUGGAUGCGUCUGCCCCGCUGUUUUCUUUGAAAAAGUUCCCGAUUUAUUGUGACCACCGAUUUUCGGGUUUUUUUUUUUGAAAAUUGGAGUUGGACCUUCUGGAUUUGUAGUGCCUGACCCGAACAGUAGUUGUUCGAGAAAAAAGUGAAUUUGACCACUCUUUUGUCAAAGUCCAAAGUCCCCCGUCCUUGCUUAGCUGUUGAUUUUUCUCACAAUUCUCGGCCGUACUGAGCAAUUGAACAUAAAGCUGGCCUUCUAAUUCAUCCGUUUUCCAUGAUCUGCUAGGUUUUCAUUCCCAAUUCGGGUUUAUCUGGGGUGAGGGUUUCGGCGGCUCUUCUCUAAAUGUGGAGAAUUUGUAGGGCGAUUUGGGUGAAAUGAGGUAUGUUAUCUGGGUUCAUGAACUUUCUCAGGGCCUGUUUUCUGCCGAGGUCGGAUCGAUACGUGCAUUCGGGUUCAGAUGCUGGGGGUCGCCAAGAUGGGCUUCUCUGGUACAAAGAUGCAGGCCAGCAUUUUAAUGGCGAAUUUUCCAUGGCCGUAGUUCAAGCAAAUAAUUUGCUGGAGGAUCAGAGCCAGAUUGAGUCCGGCUGCUUGAGCGCGCAUGAAUCCGGACCUUAUGGAACCUUUGUUGGGAUCUACGACGGCCAUGGGGGCCCCGAGACUUCGCGCUAUAUCAACGAAUACCUUUUCCAGCAUCUCAAGAGGUUUACUUCUGAGCAACAAUCUGUAUCAGUGGAGGUUGUACAAAAGGCUUUCCAAGCCACCGAAGAAGGUUUUCUCUCUCUUGUCGCCAAUGAAUGGCCAAUAAAACCACAAAUUGCAGCAGUUGGGUCAUGCUGCCUGGUUGGUGUUAUUUGCAAUGGGACCCUUUACAUUGCCAACCUUGGUGAUUCCCGUGCUGUUUUGGGGAGGCUUGUCAAAUCAACAGGGGAGGUUUUGGCUGUUCAACUCUCGGCAGAGCACAAUGCAGCUAUAGAGUCUGUGAGACAGGAGCUUCAUUCUACGCACCCAGAUGACUCACAAAUUGUAGUUUUAAAGCAUAAUGUAUGGCGUGUGAAGGGCCUUAUACAGGUUUCAAGAUCUAUUGGCGAUGUGUAUUUGAAAAAGGCUGAGUUCAACAGGGAACCGUUAUAUUCAAAGUUCCGUCUACGUGAGCCCUUUAGAAGGCCGAUAUUAAGCUCAGAACCAUCAAUUUCAGUGCAUCAACUGCAGCCACACGAUCAGUUUAUUAUAUUUGCAUCAGAUGGCCUCUGGGAGCACCUAAGCAACCAGGAAGCAGUUGAUAUCGUGCAAAAUCACCCUCGAAGUGGAAGUGGAAGAAGGUUAGUGAAAGCUGCCCUACUAGAAGCGGCUAAGAAGAGAGAAAUGAGGUAUUCGGAUCUGAAGAAGAUUGACCGGGGGGUCCGUCGGCAUUUCCAUGACGACAUUACAGUGAUUGUGGUGUUUCUGGAUUAUUCGAAUGUGGUGAGCCGGGGCAGCUCAGCCCUGAUGAGUUGCAACCUGUCUGUGAAAGGGGGCGGAGUCAAUCUGCCUUCUAACAGCCUUGCCCCUCGCACGGCCCCCGCCUAAGCCGGCCGGCACUUCCCAGGGGAAGAUGUUCCUCCGAAUGCAUGCAGCAUGCGUAAUGUGGUGGUGGUAGUAGUAGUAGUAGUAGUGUGAAUAUCAUGAUCAGAAUCUGAAGAGCAGGCCUUCAAUUCAUUUUUAAAGUAAGUAGUACACUGUAACCUUUUUUUAACACCGAACAAAUUCUACUACUACUACUACUACCACUACUUCUAGCGCUAUUUGGAGGUUUACUUAAGUUACUUUAUAGCUAACCGCCCCCAAGAAAGACCUCUGUGGGGGAACAAGGAGAACAAUCGCAUACCGUUGAUAUGAUCAUGCUUUGCUGUUGUUGUUGUAGUAGUAGUAGUGCUAGUAGUGUAGAAGGAGGAGCAGCAGCAGCAGCAGCUUCUGCUGCUUUAUCUUUUAUCUUUUUUAUACCUGGGUCCUGUAUUAUUUGUUUCUAGCUGCCUUUCCCCUUUGGACCUUGCAGAUAGAUCUGUAUAUGGUUUCUGUUGUCAUUUUCAAGCAUCGGGCAGAAGCCACUCCCCAUUGCUUGAACUUUUUUUCUUCAUUUUAUCCGGAUGCAGCAUCCAUUAUUUGGCCUUUUGACAA
Molecule: messenger RNA, 2667 nt
Organism: Diospyros lotus (date-plum)
Lineage: Eukaryota; Viridiplantae; Streptophyta; Magnoliopsida; Ericales; Ebenaceae
Product: probable protein phosphatase 2C 60
Exons: 4
Coding region: 895-2079 (394 amino acids)
Biological process (GO): protein dephosphorylation
Molecular function (GO): cation binding; protein serine/threonine phosphatase activity
Source: RefSeq, a predicted model, not a curated record